UCAUCAUCAUUCUAUCUGUCCCUUCACUUCACUUCACUCGCUCACUCACUCACAGCAAUAUCGCAAUCAUCAUCAUCAUCCCCCCUUUCCCUUUCACCACUUCCUUCCCUUCCCUUUCUGCUCUUCGUGGAGGAAUGUCAAUGCAAAGCUACCUGUCGAAGAAGAAGGAGAAGCAGAAGAAGAAGUGCUUGACCUCAUUUUAAUCCACUCACUCACUCAUGGAAUAACUGUUCCCUUCCUUUGCAUGACAAACAUCACCUUCAUAAUAAAUACCCUAAUUAAUCUAUCACUAGACAGAAAGCCUUCCUCACUUCUACAAUUCCUUCUGCUCUUAAGGAGUUGCCUUGAAAUGAAAUCGACAUUCGUGUGCCGGAGGAGCUUCCCCUUGUGAUUCUGGCUGUACUUCAGAUUCUCCCUCAGCAAUCAUCACUCCUCGAGAGGUGGGGACAGAGGUAUUUCUAUUCGCAAGAAGUUAAAUUAGAGACGGGUUGCCUCGCACUUUUGAGGGAGAGGGAAGAAAGCAGGAAAGGAUGACCCGUCUUCACGCUAUAACGUAUGGGUGCUACAUCACCGCAAUAAUGGUUCAAGGGGUGCUGUCAAUGGGAUUCAUUUUAGAUCCGCUAAGGAUGGUUCAUGAAGUGACAGAUAUUCAUGGACAAUUCUUCAUCCGAGUGACAGGCAUUUGUCUCCUUUUCUUGACACAGUUUUUUUGGGGUUUUCGGCACGUUCCAUUCCAAGCAUCAAAUGGAUUUGAUUCGCAAAUGGCAUCAUACUCGCAUGGCUGCGCGCGGAUGUUUACAAAGUUCCAUUUUUUAAUAUCGCUGCUAUUGUUAUGGUCGAAAUAUUCAUUGGGCUUGAACAUGACCUGUGGCCCGUACCUCUUGAGCAUGCACCUCAUGUGGACCACCAUUAUGACGUACGCGCUAUUGGAGCAUAGACGUAACGUCCGGGGCUUUAUCAUUGACACUUCCUCUGUUCCAGCAGCAGCUAAAAGCCUUGCGGAGAUGAUCAAGGGUAGAGACGAGCCACCGACUAUGUUGGAGUACCUUAGGGGAGACGACUCUAGCUCUACGAGCGUCUUGCAAACGUUGAAAGAGGAAAUCAAGACCGAAUGAGGACGACGGACUUCAUUGGCAGAGGAAUGAAGGUCACUACACCUUCCUUAGUGAUGCUAAUUGCCCUGCGAUGGCUCCAUCCUGUUCUUCCACAUGCCAGAUAACCCUUUGCAUCGAUAUCUAGUCAGAGAGCACCAUUUUCUUUUGUGCAGGCUAUGGUUUCUGUUACUGCUUACCAACUCGACUUCCAUAAUAACCAUGGAAGUGGGAAAAGCCCUUUGAUGUGCGUGUUUUUACAAACAUGUAUAAACAAAAAAACAGAAAAAAAAAAAAAAAAAACAAACAAACAAACACACACACAUAUAUAUAUAUAUAUAUAUAUACACACACACACAUGUUUUGCCCUCAGAAAAACCUACAAUAAACAUACACAAACUUUGGCAUUUGAGAAAGGAAACUCCAGAUUUCAGCACUUCGAAACACCAAUGAUCGCCAACAUAACAACUACAAUGGCAUGGAAGAAUGUCCAAACAAAAUUUAAACUAUUAAGAGGUCAUUUACGUUUUUACUUCAUAAAUUCCAAUAAUUUAUCACAUUCUAACUUAAAAUAUUACUAUUA
Physcomitrium patens is the source of this 1674-nucleotide messenger RNA. Lineage: Eukaryota; Viridiplantae; Streptophyta; Bryopsida; Funariales; Funariaceae. The record is from RefSeq and is a predicted model, not a curated record.